Messenger RNA from Penicillium atrosanguineum, 1209 nucleotides. RefSeq names its product TauD/TfdA family dioxygenase. Gene Ontology annotation, molecular function: oxidoreductase activity. The coding region runs from base 1 to 1209 and encodes 402 amino acids. The transcript has 4 exons. The record is from RefSeq and is a predicted model, not a curated record. NCBI's taxonomy places the organism in Eukaryota, Fungi, Ascomycota, Eurotiomycetes, Eurotiales, Aspergillaceae.
AUGUCCGCUGUUCAGAGCAUCACCGUGCCCGCUCAGCCCGACAUUCAGUACCAUCCUGAAUUUGAGAGAUACAAAGAGCGCACUCGUCGUCGCAAGGAGACUGAGACUCUCCAGGAUACCGUGCCGGUAGGGUUUCCACAAAAGUUGACUUCCCCGCUCGUCUGGGAAGGAAAAGAGAUUGAGAAGCGGGAUGACUGGGUCUAUCAGUUGAGUGAUGCUCAACUCGAUGAGAUUGACAAGGGCCUACAGAUUUUCAAAGCCCGCAACCUUUCCCUGGGUCACAUCAACGACUCCACAUUCCCUCUACCCACUCUUCGCCCGGUCCUUCGAGAUCUUUCCAAGGAGAUUCAUACUGGCCAAGGCUUCGUCGUUCUUCGGGGACUACGUGUCGAUAGCUACUCUGCGGAGGACAACAUCAUCAUUUAUGCCGGUGUUUCCUCCCACAUUGGCAAUAUCAGAGGACGUCAGCAGGAUACCCGCCUGGCAAAUGGCACUUCUCCCGUGAUCUCGCAUAUCAAGGACCUGACUAGCACUGUUGACAAAGACAAGAUUGGUGCACCCUCCAAUACGGCGGAUAAGCAGGUAUUUCACACCGAUGCCGGAGAUAUUGUUUCUCUACUGUGUCUGAGCCCUGCCGCAGAGGCAGGAGAAAGCUAUCUAUCAAGCAGUGGGCAUGUCUAUAACAUCUUGGCUGAGAAGAGACCAGAUCUCAUCCACACAUUAUCCCAAGAUUGGCCAGUUGAUGGAUUUAAUAACCCCCAGAAGCCAUACACCCUUCGCCCUCUCCUCUAUCACCAGCCUGCCACCACCACUACCCCUGAGCGUGUUCUAAUUCAGUAUGCGCGACGGUACUUCACUGGAUUCAAGGCCCAGCCACGAUCUAAGGAUAUUCCUCCCAUCACUGAGGCGCAAGCCGAGGCACUCGACGCGCUGCACUUUUUGGCAGAGGAGCACUCCGCCGCACUGGAUUUCCAGAAAGGCGAUGUGCAAUAUGUGAACAAUCUCAGCAUUUUCCACGCCCGUAACGGGUUCCGCGAUGAGCCCGGAAAGCAGCGGCACUUGCUGAGACUUUGGCUCCGAGACCCGGAAAACGCCUGGGAGACACCCAAGCCACUCCAGCACCGGUGGGAUACGGUGUACAAGGAUGUUGCUCCGGAGGAGCAGACGUUCCCGCUGGAGCCGGCUCUCCGUAAGACUAUGGGCUCGUAG